AUGGGCAUCACUGACUUCUCCAACCCCAAGGAGGACGGCGCCUACAAGCGCCAGGUCUCGUCGUUCCGUCACCACAUCGAGAAGGACGGAAAGUUCCCUCCAGAGAAGGGACGCUACCACCUCUAUGUCUCAUAUGCAUGCCCGUGGGCGCACCGUGCACUGAUCGUGCGCAAGCUCAAAGGUCUUGACGACUUUAUUGACUUCUCCGUUGUUCACCCUCACCUCCUUGAGGGCGGAUGGCACUUCGUGCCUGCGUCCAUGGAGAACGACCCGCCCGCCGAAUGGGGCGCGCACAGCGACGAAACGUUCCCCGGCUCGACCAUCGACAAGCUCUUCAAGUUUGACCACCUCUCGCAGGUCUACUUUAAGGCUGAGCCUGACUACACCGCGCGCUACACUGUGCCGGUCCUAUUUGACAAGAAGGACGGUACCAUCGUGUCAAACGAGAGCUCUGAGAUCAUUCGCGACCUCACGCAGGCAUUCGACGACCUCCUCCCCGCCGGCAAGGCCAAGGACCUCGACCUGUACCCUGAGGAGUUGCGGGCUGAGAUUGAUGCCCUUAACGAGUGGGUAUACGACGGCAUCAACAACGGCGUGUACAAGAGCGGCUUUGCUAGCACCCAGGAGGCGUAUGACAAUGCCGUCAAGGUGCUCGUCGAGAGCCUCGACCGCGUCGAGGGCAUCCUGGCCGACGGCCGCGAGUUCCUCAUUGGCGGCCGCCUCACCGAGGCCGAUGUCCGUCUAUUCACCACCAUCAUCCGCUACGACCCUGUCUACUACGUCCACUUCAAGUGCAACUGGGGCAUGAUCCGCCACGACUACCCCCACCUCCACCGCUGGGUCCGCAACCUGUACUGGAACUACCCUGCGUUCAAGGAGACGACACACUUUGACCACAUCCGCUCGCACUACUUCUUCAGCCACAAGCAGAUCAACCCGUUCCGCAUCGUGCCUUACGGGCCCAACGUCAACAUCGAGCCCCUGGACAGCGAUGGCAAGCGCAAGGCUGAGGUCGAGGCCGGUAACGCUGCCAAGGUUGCGCGGCCGUAA
Cutaneotrichosporon cavernicola is the source of this 1050-nucleotide messenger RNA. RefSeq lists its product as uncharacterized. The coding region runs from base 1 to 1050 and encodes 349 amino acids. NCBI's taxonomy places the organism in Eukaryota, Fungi, Basidiomycota, Tremellomycetes, Trichosporonales, Trichosporonaceae. The record is from RefSeq and is a predicted model, not a curated record. The transcript is spliced from 6 exons. Gene Ontology annotation, cellular component: cytoplasm. Gene Ontology annotation, molecular function: glutathione transferase activity.